UGCUGCGGGCGGUUUCCCUCAGACGCAGGAGCGCGCCCCUCCCCUCCUGCCUGCGUGGGCCUGGCGGGGGCGGGGCUUCCGGGAGCGCGGGCGCCGUCGGGCCUGACGCGGCCGCGGGGACGAGGAUGAGGAGGGGGAACAGGACGGCGGAGGCCCUGCCCGGGGGCCGCCGGUAACAGACCCGGCGGGAAGGAGCCUGGCGAAGUUCUUGUCACCUCCCGCAGAGCCCCUGGCGCUGCUGUGGCGCUCUGGACCCCUCCGUGCUGCUCCUGGGAGCUGGAGAGGCCCAGCGGCGGCUGCUGCUGCGGUGCUGCGUGGCUGGUCGCCACCCACAGCCUAGCUGGCAGAAUCGGGCCCCUUCCGUCACCCUGCCCUAGGGGAGCAGCCUAGUGCCAGCAUGAACGAGGUGUCGGUCAUUAAGGAGGGCUGGCUACACAAGAGAGGUGAAUAUAUCAAAACCUGGAGGCCCAGGUACUUCCUCCUGAAGAGCGAUGGGUCUUUCAUUGGGUACAAGGAGAAACCAGAAACGUCAGACCACAGCCUGCCCCCACUGAACGAUUUCUCCGUAGCGGAAUGCCAGCUGAUGAAAGUUGAGCGCCCUCGGCCCAACACCUUCAUCAUUCGCUGCUUGCAGUGGACCACGGUCAUUGAAAGGACGUUUCAUGUGGACUCCCCCGAUGAGCGCGAGGAGUGGAUCCAGGCCAUUCAGAUGGUUGCCAACAGCUUAAAGAACCAGGAGCCCGAAGAGGAUCGGAUGGACUAUAAGUGUGGCUCCCCCAGCGACAGCACAGGGGCCGAGGAGAUGGAGGUGGCCGUGAGCAAGGCCCGGGCCAAGGCGACCAUGAAUGACUUUGACUACCUGAAGCUGCUUGGGAAAGGCACCUUUGGGAAGGUCAUCCUGGUGCGUGAGAAGGCCACCGGCCGCUACUAUGCCAUGAAGAUCCUGCGCAAAGAAGUCAUCAUUGCCAAGGACGAAGUGGCCCACACCGUCACCGAGAGCCGAGUCCUGCAGAACACGCGGCAUCCCUUCCUCACGGCCCUGAAAUACGCCUUCCAGACCAACGACCGCCUCUGCUUCGUCAUGGAGUAUGCCAAUGGAGGGGAGCUGUUUUUCCACCUUUCGAGGGAGCGGGUCUUCACGGAGGACCGUGCCCGUUUCUAUGGGGCAGAGAUUGUGUCUGCUUUGGAGUACCUCCACUCUCGGGACGUGGUGUAUCGCGACAUCAAGCUGGAGAACCUCAUGCUGGAUAAGGACGGACACAUCAAGAUCACCGACUUUGGGCUGUGUAAGGAAGGCAUCACGGAUGGGGCCACCAUGAAGACCUUCUGUGGGACACCAGAGUACUUGGCCCCCGAGGUGCUGGAGGAUAAUGAUUAUGGGCGGGCUGUGGACUGGUGGGGCCUGGGCGUGGUCAUGUACGAGAUGAUGUGUGGGCGCCUCCCCUUCUACAACCAGGACCACGAGCGCCUCUUUGAGCUGAUCCUGAUGGAGGAGAUCCGCUUUCCCCGCACCCUCAGUCCAGAGGCCAAGGCCCUGCUGGCCGGGCUGCUCAAGAAAGACCCCAAGCAGAGGCUGGGGGGCGGCCCCAAUGAUGCCAAGGAGGUGAUGGAGCACCGGUUCUUUGCUGCCAUUAACUGGCAAGACGUCGUUCAGAAAAAGCUCGUCCCGCCCUUCAAGCCCCAGGUGACGUCUGAAAUUGACACUCGGUACUUUGAUGAUGAGUUCACGGCCCAGUCCAUCACCAUUACCCCGCCUGACCGAUAUGACUGCAUGGGCUCUCCAGACUCUGACCAGAGGACCCACUUCCCCCAGUUCUCCUACUCUGCAAGCAUACGAGAAUAGGGUGGCAGCAGUCGGGCGGUGCAGCCCAAGAGAGACGGCGGGGCUGGCUGGACGGCGGGGGGGGCGGGCAGCAGCGUGCUCGCAGGUGGUCUUUGCGCCUGGCUGCUCCGGCAGUGCCUCCCUCCCUCCCGGGGCACUGAGCAGCCUCUUGCAGCUGGGCGGCAGCGGGUGAGGUCCGGCCCCUGCCAGGACGCAGCUGGGACAGCAGAGGGGUGCCUUGCCCCAGCCUGCCUUCACGCCCCGAGGACGGACACAGGGCUGUUCUGCUCACUUGGCAAGGAUGCUGUGCCUGCCACGGAGGCCGUUCUCGGAGGCUUGCUUGCAGACGGGGCCCGCGCCACCGAGGGGCACACACCUGUGGAAAGCCAAGGACCACCUCUUGGAUCAGCCCGCUGGCCAUGGCCUGCCCAGGCACCUCUGCUUGAAGCGGGCAUUGUGUGUGGAGCGCCCUCUGCCCGCCAUCAGGAGGAGGAGCCCAAGCCGCUCGCCAGCAGCUUCAAGCUUGCAGCCGGGACGGACAGGCCGGGCCGUGUGCCUUCCUGGCCUGCUUGGGCUUGGUUCCUCUCGCAAGCCUGCGUCCGGCUUCUUUUGUGACUGCCUUCCCGCCCACGCGGCCUUGGCCACUCGCCAGGAUCCCUUGUCUGCAGAACAGUUGGCCAGCAGGCCUGGGCCUCCAGUGUCUGUGGGCGGCGGCCAUCCAACAGGUACCUCACUCGUGCUGCGGCAGCAGGGGUGUGCAGCCUGCUUCCCGUUGCCCCGCUCCUGCAGCCUCCGCCUUAUGCCCCCUCACCAGAGGGCCAGCUUGCUGGCGCUGGCCACGCAACCCACCAGCAAGGGGGGGCGGGGGGGCAGGUCAGCUGAAGGCAAGACUGGCCUCUCUCUGCUGGGCUCCAGGCGGCAGCGUCUGCCUGCUCCAAGGGCUGCCGGGGCUCUCCCUGGUUCUGGGGAGCCGCUUUCCGGCUCAGGCUCCCAGCAGCGUGGGGUCCCGCCGUCCAGCACCGCCCCAGCCAGUCGCAGCCCAAGGCUUAGCCCUGCUGCCCCUUCCUGCCCCUGCUGCGUAGUUGUGCUGCUUUGGCUAUGGAGAGCUGCGGGGGGGGAGGGGGCAGCCCCCCCCACCCCGGCAGCCCUUUCCCCUGGGGCAUCUCCAAGGGCAGGCUUCCCUGUGCCUCUCCCCCCAGGCUAGCCCCAGCCUCUGGGUGCGGGGGGGGCCUUGGGGGCUGGGGCCCAGCGGGAGCCCCUCUCUGCCUCCCUCCCUCCCGGCUGUCUCCACCCAGCUUUCUCUCUGGCAUGUGGGUGUGGAAGGACCCCCCAUGGAGUCCGGGGGGGGCUUAUUCCUCAUGGGCUGGACCCCGCUGCCUGGGGAGGAGGGGCAGAGAAGAGAAGCAGCCCCUUGCCCCCCCCCCGGAGCAGAGAGGCCCCUUCCCCCUGGCAGCACCUUGGCGUCUGCCACGACAGCCACGGUCACUGCAGCCCACGGACUCCCCUGGGCCGGGAUGGGGCUGCCCCCCGCCUGCAGCCACAUCUUGGCCGUGGGCAGAGGCGGCCCCCGCGCUCCCCCCCUGGCUCGGCUGGUGAACCUUCUGGGCUUGUGUUUGUCUUCAAGCUGAGCCCCGUCAGCCACACCCGGCGUCUCAGCGCCGUGUCUCUUCCGUGGCGGAGCACGAACAUCCGACGGGUGCUCUAGGCCGGGGAACAGGCCUGCAGAAGACGGCCAGGGGGGAGAGAGGGUGGCGGUGGCUUGCGGCCGGGGGGGUGGUGCCACCCCUCUGCUCAGUGUCUCCUGGAAGCAGAUGUGGCUUUCAGGAACCCCGCUUGUUUGGUCCUGGGUGCAGCAGGGACUCUGGGAGCUCCUUGCUUGAGUCCUUUGGGAAACAAAGAUGCCUUCGAGGGGUUUCCGGGGCCAGCUCAUGGCCCUGCUUGGCAACCCCCAGAGGGUGGCACUGGCCUCCUCCUCCUCCCCGGUGGGGUUGGGAAGGCGCUUGGGGCCCCCCCGGGAGUUGGCCUGUGAUGGGAGAAGAGCCUCGCCUGGCUGGAUGCUAGGCCUAGUGCGCGCACACACACACACACACACACACGCCCCAGCUGGCAGGGGGUGGGGCGGCUCGGAGGUGCCAGGGCUGCGCUGGGGGCCAGCUGCUCUCUGGGGGGCCACGGGGACCACCCCCUCACCUCCCUGGGCGAUCUCUGGGCAUUGCAAGUUGGCCCUUCCCUCCGCAGCCCCAGUGCCCGCCCACCCACUCGCCCGCCACUGCCCCUUCCUGUGCCCAGAGGGUCCCAUCCUGCCUCCCUCGCUCUGCCCCGCCCUGCCCCCAACCCCUUUCUGGUCUGAGACUCUGGGCAGACAGAUCCUCCCCCGCCCCACGGCCUGCCUUCCGCCCCCUCUGGGCUUCGGGAGUGCAGGGGCGGGUCUCCCUCGCAGGGCUGGCCUCCUCCGCAGCUGGGCCUGCCUUCCUGUGACAGCCUCUGCAGAGAGUGAGGCCCGUUCCCUCCCCUUUCUAAGCCGAAGCGGGACCGGGCUGGGGGGGAGGAAGAGGGAGCCUUGCUCUGGUUUGGGCCUCUCUCCUCGCUGGAGGGACAGGCAGCAGGCUGCCUGACCUGCUGCUGCCGCGGCAGAGCCCAGCGUGGCUCCUGGAGCUGCCCCCCCCCCCGGUGCAACACCCCUGCUGGCCCUGCUGCCUUGCCUUGCAGCUCCUCACUCAGGGCAGCACCGGCCGGGACUGGCUCGGCAGCUCCCAAUUGCUUGGGGAGACGGCCCAAAAUGGUGGAGGUGGGGGCAGGGUUAGCUCUGUCCCCUGCCGCCCCCCCCCCCAGCUCCGGCCUUUCAUUUCAGUGCAACCCCCGGGGGCUGCUCUUAGCGCCAAAGUGCCAGCGGCCUUAGACCCUCCUCCGAGCGGUGCGGUGCUUGCAGUUUUGACAACUCUCCCAAAGCAGAAACGGAAGCCCCUUUUGCCCUUCAGGAAACUGAGCGAUGGUGUCUCGGAACGGCCUGGUCCCAGAUCCACACGUGUAUGAAUUGAGGGGAAGCCGCGAGCCAGUUUUUUUACACUUUGCAGUGGGGCGGGGUGGGGCGGGAGCUAAUAAAAGCGAUCUUUUCUCACUUAGUUUCUGUAGUUGUGAUAGGUGAGGUUGAUUAACUUAAGCCUGACCCUCGUUAGCAGCUUUGGAGGGGAGCCCUCUUCCCCGCCCCCCCUCCCGUGCGGGGAGCCCCCAGAGCAGCCUUUCUGCCUGGGCCGGCCUUGGGCGGGGUCUUGCCCCCCUCGAGUGUGAAUCUGGCUUCCUGGAGAGGCGGGCGCUUCAGAGGGCCACGUGUGCCGGGGGGGGGGGGCCGCUGAGAGGCGCUGCUGCGGUGCUUGGCUUCUGUAAACCUCGGAGGGGCCUUCCUCUCCCCCCCCCCUUGGAUUUGUACGGUACAAGCAAUAAACGUGUUUUGGUUUGUUUCUA
Messenger RNA from Hemicordylus capensis (graceful crag lizard), 5284 nucleotides. RefSeq names its product AKT serine/threonine kinase 2 (gene AKT2). The transcript has 15 exons. Gene Ontology annotation, molecular function: ATP binding; protein serine/threonine kinase activity. The coding region runs from base 398 to 1843 and encodes 481 amino acids. Lineage: Eukaryota; Metazoa; Chordata; Lepidosauria; Squamata; Cordylidae. The record is from RefSeq and is a predicted model, not a curated record. Gene Ontology annotation, biological process: protein phosphorylation.